Setaria italica (foxtail millet) is the source of this 733-nucleotide messenger RNA. RefSeq names its product cytochrome b-c1 complex subunit 7-2. Lineage: Eukaryota; Viridiplantae; Streptophyta; Magnoliopsida; Poales; Poaceae. Bases 161 to 532 code for a protein of 123 amino acids. The record is from RefSeq and is a predicted model, not a curated record. Gene Ontology annotation, biological process: mitochondrial electron transport, ubiquinol to cytochrome c. The transcript has 4 exons.
UCUCCGGCCUUCUCGGAGUAGAGCUCCGCUACCUACCCAAACGCCAGAGAGGCAGGAAGAGCGCCGGUGGUGACGGUGGGAAGCCAAAACUCUCUGCAACUCCGGCGAGCAUCGAAACCACGCACACGAGGCCGAGGAACCUUCGGGAACCUUCGCGAGGAUGCUCUCCAAGCUCUCGGCGUGGUUCGUGAACCCGCGCCGGAACCCGCUGGCCCGCGCCCACCGGAACGCCGUCGCCUCCCGCCUCCGCAAAUACGGGCUCCGAUACGACGACCUGUACGACCCGUACCACGACCUGGACAUCAAGGAGGCGCUGUCGCGGCUGCCGCGGGAGGUGGUGGACGCCCGUAACCAGCGGCUGAAGCGGGCCAUGGACCUCUCCAUGAAGCACAAGUACCUCCCCGACGAAGUCCAGGCAAUACAGACGCCAUUCAGAAGCUACCUUUCUGACAUGCUUGCUCUUGUGAAAAAGGAGAAAGCAGAGCGUGAAGCACUUGGAGCACUUCCCCUGUACCAGAGAACCAUCCCAUAAAACGCUUUCUUUGUUACUUAUGAUCUAACAAUGAACGCAAUAAAAUGCAGCAGCUGAUACUGUAAUAUGAUACUGUAGUAAAAUGUUACGGUCGAUGGAGCCUUGUAUAUUUCUGAACGCUUGAAUGAACUGGGAUAUCGUUACUGAAGUCCGCUCGGUGCUACUGUUGAGUACAGUUUUGUGUCAAUUAUUUUCAAAUUA